AACUUUAGUGGAGUGACUCCGAAGAAGAAUGUGAACUCGCAACUGAGAACCAGCGACAUUUCCUCUUCAACUGAGAGAAGUCCACGGUCGUCAGCUGACGAUAUUCGGUCGUUUUGUGGAUCGAUGACAGACCUGUUUUCUCGAUCAUUGAUGUACUUCUCACCGAAUGUUCCGACGUCAACCAAAAUCAUGCCGACUCAAACCGAAACGAAUAGCAUAAUAUCAGCAUCCAAUCCACAUGGCUAUGGAAGAUCAUUUUUCGAACUGGCGGCACGAGUCUCUACAUUCCCAAAAAGCAAGGUUGUAUUCGAAGCUCAUAACGAGCUGUACACACAAGGAACUCUUCCUUCAUUUGAAAAACAAUCACAAAGGGGUACUACAAACCCGUGGAGGAAGUAUGGCGCCUUGAAAAAGCUCCAUGAAAUAGGAGGAACGGCGCCACCAGGAAAUACUAGGGACGAGCGCAAAAAUAAGAACGGCUUCAUUGAAAUU
Molecule: messenger RNA, 492 nt
Organism: Ostertagia ostertagi
Lineage: Eukaryota; Metazoa; Nematoda; Chromadorea; Rhabditida; Trichostrongylidae
Source: the annotation of a GenBank genome assembly